This is a messenger RNA of Mercenaria mercenaria, 1569 nucleotides long. RefSeq lists its product as uncharacterized. Lineage: Eukaryota; Metazoa; Mollusca; Bivalvia; Venerida; Veneridae. The transcript has a single exon. The record is from RefSeq and is a predicted model, not a curated record. Bases 1 to 1569 code for a protein of 522 amino acids.
AUGAGGGACUACGAAUCCAGAAUCACAGUGGUGAAAAACAAACGUCUAUGUUUUAACUGUUUGGAAACACACCAAGUAUCUAACUGUAAGUCUCAGAAAAGAUGCAGAAACUGUCAGAAAAGACACCAUACCAGUAUAUGUCAGAACUCAUCUCAAGUUCAACCGCCAAUACAGACGUCUUCAGCAUCUGCAGUCAGUGACAACCAGCUACAACAUCAGACUGCAGCGUUGCAUACUUACGAUCAUAUCACGUUUGAGCAGACGACAUGUGAGCAACAAACGCAGUACGUGCUGCUUAAGACAUCGAUAUCUCCCGUAACAUGCGGUAUCAUUUCAGCAGAUACUAACAUUCUUUUCGAUGAGGGUUCUCAAAGAUCAUUUAUCACGAGAGAGCAUGCAGACAAACUUAGACUUACAUCCACGGGAACUGACACUUUGCAUUUGGCGAGUUUUGGAAAUUCGAAGAAUAAAGUGCGCCACCUAGACACUGCCACAGUGUUUUUGAUUACGUCCACCAAAGAGAAAAUACCGAUUAAUGUGCUGAUAGUACCAACUAUAGCAGUACCGUUUCAGAAAUACAAGAAAAAUGUUUCUCACUUACAGCACUUGAAAGGUCUCAAAUUAGCGCAUCCGCUGACAGAAGACACAACGUUCGAGGUUCAACGUCUCAUUGGUGCAGAUUACUAUUGGAGAAUCGUUGAAGACAAAAUGAUCCGAGGUCCAGGACCUACAGCAGUCGCUUCCAAGAUUGGCUAUCUUCUGUCCGGUCCCGUCCCUUUUCAUGCGUCAUCUAGCAGAGCCACGACUAGUUUAACAUUGAAUGUUAUUACGCAGUCACCCAAAGAUAUUGACCUAGAAAAAUUUUGGAAACUUGAGAGCCUUGGUAUUCAACAGAGCGAAGAUGAAAUACUAGAGAGGAGUUACAUGACAGAGUAUCAAGACACGUCAGUUACGUUUACUGGUGACAAGUAUGUAGCGAAAUUACCCUGGAAAUUAGACCACCCCGCCCUUCCCACUAACUACGGCAUCGUGAAACGCCGAACUGAGACAUUGGUCAGUAGAUUAUGUCAAGACCCUGUGACAUUGAAACAUUAUGGAGAUAUUAUCAGGGAUCAAGAAAGCAGAGGUUUCAUAGAUGAAGUUCCAGAUACAGACCAACCCCACAACAGUGUCCACUACAUUCCACAUCACGCUGUGAAGAAAGAAUCAUCUACAACACCUGUACGCAUUGUCUACGAGUGUAGUUGUCGCAUGUCACGAAAUCAUCCGAGUUUGAACGAUUGUUUGCAGUCGACACCCCCAGAGCUCAACGAUCUUACAACCAUACUAGUCAGAUUCAGACUCAAACAGUAUGCCGUAGUCACCGACAUAGAGAAGGCUUUUCUUCACAUUGGAUUACACGAAAAUGACCGAGACAUGACGAGAUUUCUUUGGCUUUCAGACCCAACCAAUCCAGAGAGUGCACUAAAGACAUAUCGGUUUAAAUCUGUACUUUUUGGCGCGGUAUGUUCUCCAUUCAUUUUGAACGCAACGCUCUUGAAACAUCUACAGAGAAACGAAAAUACAUAG